GAGAGAGCUUCAUGGUCUUUCAAAUGUAAUUCAGGGAAUAAAGACAUCCUGCCCAGAGGCAGAACUCGGGAGCUGCUUGCACUCAAGAGUCUCAAGGUCUUUCCCAGUGACAGAGCCAAGGGAAGGGAGGAAGGAGCAGACUGGGACUCAGGUCACUAUUGGGGCAGCUACAAGAGGCAUGCAAUGGAAAUUGGUGGCUUGAUGGGGGGAAGAUUGACUGGGAUCCCAGCUGUGCGAUUUGUUCAUUGUUUGAAUGGACAAAUGGCAGUUUACCCAGGCUAGUAGCAUACCUGCCUGGGUGUCCAAAUGUAACUAGAUGCUUUCACAAACCCCACCCACCCAGCAGCACAUGUUUUUAAGUCUUCAGUUUUCUAUUCACAUCAGCUUCAUAAUACCCACCCUGACCUGCUGUAAAAGACCUGGAACACACAAAAACCAUCACACCUACAGUAAAGAUGCACAUCAUGUCCUCUUCACACCUCUUCUACCUGGCCCUCUGCUUGCUCACCUUCACCAGUUCCGCCACGGCUGGACCAGAGACGCUCUGUGGAGCCGAGCUGGUGGACGCGCUUCAGUUCGUGUGUGGAGACCGGGGCUUUUAUUUCAACAAGCCCACGGGGUACGGCUCCAGCAGUCGGAGGGCACCUCAGACAGGCAUCGUGGAUGAGUGUUGCUUCCGGAGCUGUGAUCUGAGGAGACUAGAGAUGUACUGCGCUCCCCUCAAGCCUGCCAAGUCGGCCCGCUCCGUCCGUGCCCAGCGCCACACUGACAUGCCCAAGACUCAAAAGGAAGUUCAUUUGAAGAAUGCAAGCAGAGGGAGUGCAGGAAACAAGAACUACAGAAUGUAGGAAGAGCCUCCUGAGGAGAGAAGAAGGACUUGCCACCGCAGGAUCCCUUGCUCUGCGCGAGUUACCCGUUACACAUUGAAACACCUACCAAAAAAUAAGUUCAAUCGCAGUUCAAAGACGGGCAUUUCCCCCAAUGAAAUAUACAAGUAAACAUUCCAACAUUGUCUUUAGGAGUGAUUGUUAAAAGAUUUGCACCUUGCAAAAAUGGUCCUGGAGUUGAUAGAUUGCUGUUGAUCCUAUAUCAAUAAUGUUCUAUAGAGAAAAUAUAUAUAUAUAUAUCUUAGUCCCUGCCUCUUAAGAGCCACAGAUGCAUGGGUGUUGUACAGAUCCAGCUGCACUAAAUUCCUUUCUGAAUCUUGGCUGCUGGAGCAUCCAUUCAGCAACCUUGUCUAAGUGGUUUAUGAAUUGUUUUCUUAUUUGCACUUCUUUCUACACAACACAAAAUGUUUGUUUUACAGUGUCUAAUAAUCUUGUCUAUCCCAUCACUCACCCCCUUCGAAUCAUUUACAUUUGUCUAAUUUGGCCUCCUCAAAAGCAGUAGCAAGAAGUCAAAUAGUCCACCAAUUUUCAACCCACAAGAUUCGAUCUGUGGCAUUUGUACCAAAUAUAAAUUGGAUGCAUUUAUUUUAAACAAAUAGCUUUAUUUUUCCACGUCAUGCCACGAAAAAAAUAAUAAUGAUGCAAAUAGUUGCAAUUUUGAGGCCAAUCAUUCUUAGGUGUAUGUUUGAAACAGAAAGUCUCUUAAACUCUCAAUGGUUCCUUCGAAUGAUGAGUUAGCGUGCAACCUGAUUAGUAAUUUUUCUCUUUUUAUUUUUUCCAUGUAGAGCACUAUGUAAAUUUAGCAUAUCAAUAAUACAGGAUAUAUCAAACAGUAUGUAAAACUCUGUUUUUUAGUACAAUGGUGCUAUUUUGUAGUUUGUUAUAUGAAAGAGUCUGGUCAAAACGGUAAAAGGCGAAAGCAAAGCAGAAGGGAUAGCCUGGAGCCAAAGAUGACGAAGGGGAGGGGAACUGGAAAUUCCAUCCAUUCAGGAAAGAGGGCAAAGCCCCCCAAUUAUGCCUCCAAGGAAUUUAACGUGCAAACCACCGAUGCAAAUUUGACUGGUGCAUCCAGAGAGGAAGCCUUGGAAUGGAAAAAGCAAAGGCUAGGAUUUUAACAGACCUGGUUUCUGUUUCUUGCUAAAGAAACAAACUGCCAGCUGUGCCACAGACUCACCACCGUGUGACCUUGGGCAAGUCGCUUCACCUCUCUGUGCCUCAGUUUCCUCAUCUGCAAAAUGGGGGCAAUAUGUCAUCUACCUACCUCAAAGGGGUGGUAUGAGGAUUAAAAAGAUGAAGCUUCAGAUUUUUAUCCUAGGUUGCCAUGAGGGUGCAACAUCAGAGCCCUUGAAUUGCUGGGAUGUAGGGAACUGUACAAACAACCCUUUCAUAACACGGCUAGAGGGUUACUAACCAAAUGUUUGUAUGAAUAUGGAGAUAAGUGAAAAGAGAAAGGAAAAGAGAACAGUGGAGAAACAAAAAGAUUGCUACCAAUGAAAGGAUAAUUAAUCACUAUGUUCAUUAAGUUCUUACUGAUUUUUCCAAGCAGUUGCCAUCUGUCUAGUAGCACCUCUUUAAAUAUGACAAAUAAUAUUUACUCAUUUUGAAAAACACACUUUUCUUUCUUCUUAGAAAAUAUAAGAAAAAUGGCCCAAGAUUUUAAAUAUUGAAAUAAUAUCCACUAAAAUGUCUUUAAUGGACUUUACUGAUGUCCCUGGUUGUAAAUACAUACUUUUUUUUAAUUUUUGUUAAAAUAUGCUGAUUAGAGUUGCUAGUUAAGAGGCAAAAAAAUUUCUUCCUCAACCCUGAAAUUUCCCCUCCGGUCUGCUUAGAAGAGUGACUCCUAAUUUUCUGUGGAUGUCUUAUACAUUCAACUGAACAUUGGUAUUAAGAAAAUCCAGCCAUCACGGUGGCUCACACCUGUAAUCCCAGCGACUCUGGGUGGCCGAGGCAGGAGGAUUGAAAGUUCAAAGCCAGCCUCGGCAAAAGCAAGGCACUAAUCAACUCAGUGAGACCCUGUCUCUAAAUAAAAAAAUACAAAAUAGGGUUGGGGAUGUGGCUCAGUGGUCAAGUAUUCCUGAGUUCAAUCCCAGUACCCAAAAAAAUAAAUAAAUAAAAAAGAAAGAAAAGAAAAUCCAAAAAUCUGAGGACAGGCCCUCCAUGGUAGUAGCCUAGACAAUGCUCCGUGUCUGUGGAUCAGGAUAUUCCUGUCAGAACAAUGAACUACGUAUGCAGCAUUCAGAUCUUUUCAUCUGCCUUAGAUUUUUUGGUGAAAAGUAUACAGGUUUGAUUAUCUCAUGCAAAGUUUUAUCCUUUAUGUUCUUAAGUAUAUAUGAAAAACAAAAAUGACAUCUUUAGGUUUUUGUUUUUGAUUUUUGGUUUUUGUGUUUUGUCCUUUUCUUACUGGGUCUCCUCAUGUUUAAAAAAAAAAAAAAAAAAAAAAAAAAAAAAAAACUUCCCGGAUCUCUGAAAAUAUGCAAAGAAGGUUUUCUUCAGUGUUCAGUCAACAAGCAUCUUAAGUCUCAGUCCACAGAGUCAUUUGAAUCAAGCACCUUGGGUAUGCUGUGAGCAAUGCUGGGAGAUGUAAAAACAGAAGAGGAAAAAAACCCUAGAUCGGUUUUGCCCUCUGCCUGUUUUCCAGACGUGGGGUACUAUGGAAUAGAUGCUGCGCCCAAGCAUCUCCCCAAGAUGGCACUUCUAACUUUUAUUUCUUGAUCCAAGUGUGUACAUUUUAAAAUUGCUGACUCCCAGAAAAACUUUACAGGCAAUCUUCCGCAGAUGUAUGUGUUUCUUGACAUAGUUGGAUAUGAUCAUUCUAAGAGUGACUACACCUUAUUUUAUUCCUUUAAUUCUACAUGCAAAGAUUCCCAAUGAGGAAAGCCUCAAUAUGUGAUACCAUGCCAUUUUUCUAAUGUUGUCCAGUACAUCAUCCACACCAACUGGAUCCUAAAUCAAAAAAUAAAAAUUAAUUAUACUAGCCCACCAUUUUACUUUUGAAUGAAUUAACUCUCAAAGACAAAUAGAUGUCAAUGCUAAAAUUCAACUGAUUACUACCACAGAAUGACCUAGGAUUGACAGGAAGGAAGCACCUAAAACUUCACAGCUCAAAACUUUAUCAGCUUUGCUAUGGAGUUAUACUACUUUAGCACUUAGAAAUGGGGCAAUUUUAAGUUGCUUAUGUUUUAAAAAAUGACAAAUAUUGGUAGACUGAACUUUCAAUGGAUAGGUUUAUUUCCAAUGAAAUUGACAGUAUUCAACACCUAUGUCAAUUUUUGGUUUCUCUUCCCCAAAUUGUAUAAAGAAUUACUUGAAUAUUUCAAGAGGAGGCAAUUCUACUAAACAGGCUAAUGCAUUUCUCCAUCAGAAUUUACUCUUCUAUUUUAAAAGAAAAACUCAACACCCAGCCUGCACACAUACAUGCACACAUGCUCACCCUAAGAGCCCAAUGGAAUAUUGAGGAAAAAAUCACUUUCUUGAAAAUCUUCCUUUAAAAUAAUGAAAACAAAGAAAGCAUGACCUCCCUCGAGAAUCCUUCCCCUCCCUUAGAACAUGGAUGUUUUGUAUAGAUGAAACAUCUCAUGCUCUGUGGCUCCAGGGUUUCUGUUACUACUUUAUGGCUUGCAAGAAUGCUUAGAAUGGAAGAUGUAGUAUAUUUUGCUUUCCCAUUUAUUGUUUGGCCAGCUAUGCCAAUGUGGUGCUAUUGUUUCUUUAAGAAAGUACUUGACUAAAAAAAAAAAAAAGAAAAAAAAGAAAAAAAAAAGAAAGCAUAGACAUAUUUUUUUAAAGUAU
Molecule: messenger RNA, 4673 nt
Organism: Sciurus carolinensis (gray squirrel)
Lineage: Eukaryota; Metazoa; Chordata; Mammalia; Rodentia; Sciuridae
Gene: Igf1
Product: insulin like growth factor 1
Exons: 4
Coding region: 456-848 (130 amino acids)
Cellular component (GO): extracellular region
Molecular function (GO): growth factor activity; hormone activity
Source: RefSeq, a predicted model, not a curated record